GUAGGAAGUUUAUGAAUACUUCUGCUUAAAUAGAACUUUUUAAUCAUGAACUAGAAACUUGUUUAAUUUUUUUUCUAUAUCACUUAAUUGCAAUUAAUGACCUACUUUAAUAUUAUUAAUUUUCAUAGUUUUUGUAUUGGACUAAAGGUUUAAUAUCCAUUUUUAUUGAUCAAAAUUAUUUUUCUCUUGUUUACACGCAUCAUAUAAUAGUUAGGUUUCUAACUUAUGGUUGCCUGAAAUGUCUGGAAUUGUAAAUGGAUCAAAGGUACUUGAUUUUACUGAAGAUAUAAAGCUCCAUGAAGCAGAGGAGCCAUGGAAACCAUCUUUUAAAUUAAAACGAUCAAGUGAAGCUAAUUAUGGAACAUCAGUUGAAAAGAAAUUAAAGUGCAAUGCUUUAAGCAUAUUGAAUAAAAUUACACCUGAAAAAUUUGAGUUACUUCUGAAACAACUGGAAAAAUUGGACUUUAAGGAUGAACAAGCAUCAAAUGUUCUUAUUUGUUUGAUUUAUGAAAAAGCUGUAAGGGAGCCUAUAUAUAAUAAAACCUAUGUCAAAAUGUGCAAAUUCCUGGCACCAAUUAAAAUUUCUUCAUCAAAUUUCAUAGCAAUGGACUUUCAUUCUUUAUUUGUACGAAAAUGCCUCAAAGAAUUUGAAAACGCUUUGCAGGAUCAAAGAAAAUUUACAGACAGUUUGGAUUCUUAUGAUCUGGAAAAGCUUAAGGAAGAAAUGUGGGAAGAGCAGUAUAAAAUCAAGUUUAGGCUUUUAGGAAAUGUUAAGCUUUUAGGAGAACUUUUUAACCAAAAUAUGUUACUUGAGUCAGAUGUGCAAAAUUGUCUUAAAAGGCUGUGCAGUGAGGGGGGUGAGGUGUUGCUGGAAGCUUUAUGUCUUAUGUUGAAAACAGUUGGGAAAAAACUGCUUAAAUGCAAUAACCCAGUUUAUAUCAGUGAAAGAGAAGACAUCUUCCAAAAAAUGCAGAAUAUAGUUGAUAAACAUUUGGCUAGCACUAGAAUCAGAUUCAUGAUACUAGAUGUUAUUGAUUUGAAAGAGAAUAACUGGAUUUUAAGAAGAGAGGAAAUCAUUCCAAAAACAAUAAAAGAAAUACAUAGUGAAGCUCUGCUUGAAGGAGGUGAUAAUGUUCAACGUAACAGAAUUUCCCAUAGCAAACAAAAUAAUACAGACCCGGUCGAAACAAGAAGCAAGCACCUUAUAGAAGACUUCUUAGAAAACAAAGAUCUUGAACCAGUAUGUCAGUAUGUGAGCUCAUUGCUUCCUAACAGAGUGAUUGAUUUCAUAAAUUCCUCUUUUUGCUUAGUUCUGGAAGGAAAUCCUCAAAAUAGAGAUUCAGUUGGCGAAUUGAUAUUUCAAUUAGUGAAAAAGAAAUUUGUUAAAAUUGAUCAGUUCAGAGAUGGGUUUUCAGGUGUUGUUGAAAAAUGCAAAAAUCUUGCUGUAGACACUCCUUUAGUAUGGAAUAAUGUGGGUGAAAUUGUCUAUCCACUGGUAAAGAAUGAUCAGAAAAACCUUCAUAUUUUAAAAAUUUUGCUAGAACCACACAUAUCCUCUGACACUCUUGAGAAAGUGGUAUCUGGGGUAUUCCAUUGCAUUGUUGCCAAAGAG
This is a messenger RNA of Parasteatoda tepidariorum (common house spider), 1612 nucleotides long. The record is from RefSeq and is a predicted model, not a curated record. Lineage: Eukaryota; Metazoa; Arthropoda; Arachnida; Araneae; Theridiidae.